GGUGGGGGGGCGCAAUGCUGCGUGGAAUAACAGCGGACCUGCCGGCCAUGGGGGGCACGUUUAAGCACAUCCUGCUGCUUUUCGCAGGUCUGAUCACCGCGGCGAACGGUCAGCCUUGUGGCAGUGUGCUUCAAGGCCUGAACGGAUCCAUAGAAAGUCCUGGCUUCCCCCACGGCUACCCCAACUAUGCCAACUGCACGUGGAUCAUAGUGACGGGAGAGCGCAACAGGAUACAGCUGUCCUUCCACACCUUCGCUCUGGAGGAGGACUUUGACAUCGUCUCCAUUUACGAUGGACAGCCACAGCCGGGCAACCUGAAGAUGAGGUUGUCUGGCUUCAUGCUGCCGUCGCCAAUAGUGAGUUCGGGGUCUAUACUUGCAUUGUGGUUCACCACAGAUUUUGCUGUGAGUGCCCAAGGAUUUAAAGCAAUCUAUGAAGUGCUGCCGAGUCACACGUGUGGAAAUCCCGGCCUCAUACCCCGAGGGAUUAUUCACGGGACGAGGUACAACAUCGGGGACAAAAUCCGCUACAGCUGCGUGAUGGGAUAUAUCCUGGAGGGUCACGCGGUGCUCACGUGCAUCGUGAGUCCUGGGAGUGGUGCAUCAUGGGACUUCCCAGCACCAUUUUGUAGAGCUGAAGGAGCAUGUGGGGGGACGUUAAGAGGGACGACAGGGACGAUAUCCAGCCCUCAUUUCCCCUCGGAGUACGAGAACAAUGCAGACUGCACGUGGAGCAUUCUGGCGGAGCCUGGAGACACCAUCGCCUUGGUCUUCACAGACUUCCAGCUGGAGGACAGAUAUGACUUUCUAGAAAUCAGUGGCACAGAAGCCCCUUCAAUAUGGCUCACUGGGAUGAAUCUUCCGUCGCCCGUCAUCAGUAGCAAGAACUGGCUGCGGCUGCACUUCACAUCCGACAGCAACCAUCGACGGAAAGGAUUUAGUUCCCAGUACCAAGUAAAGAAAGCCAUAGAGCUGAAAUCCAGAGGAGUGAAAAUGCUUCCAAACAAAGACACAAAUCACAAAAACGCUGUCUUGAGCCAAGGAGGAAUGGCGGCGGAUAUUUGUCCAGAUCCAGGGACUCCAGAGAACGGGAAGAGAAUCGGUUCCAGCUUCCAGGUCGGCGCCAGCAUCCAGUUCUCCUGCGAUGACAGCUAUGUGCUGCAGGGAUCAAAGAGCAUCACUUGCCAGAGAGUGACUGAAACCCUGGCUGCCUGGAGUGACCACAGGCCGAUCUGUCGGACAAGAACAUGUGGCUCGAACCUGCGAGGUCCGAAAGGGAUCAUCACCUCUCCGAAUUACCCGGUCCAGUACGAGAACAACGCCCACUGUGUGUGGGUCGUCACUGCAGUGGACCCAGAGAAGGUCAUCAAACUGGCGUUUGAGGAGUUUGAUCUGGAGAGAGCUUACGACACGCUGACGGUGGGUGACGGAGGAAAGAUCGGAGAUGCCAGACGGGUGCUUUAUGUUCUAACAGGAUCCACUGUGCCAGAUUUGAUUGUGAGCAUGAGCAGCCAGAUGUGGCUUCAUCUCCAGUCUGAUGAUACGAUUGGCUCUCAGGGCUUCAAGGCCAUAUAUGAAGAGAUCGAUAAAGGAGGAUGCGGAGACCCGGGCAUCCCAGCCUACGGCAAGCGGACGGGAGACAGUUUUUCACACGGCGACGUGCUGACCUUUGAGUGUCAGGCCGCCUUCGAGCUGGUCGGGGAGCGGACUAUUUCCUGCCAACAGAAUAACCAGUGGUCUGGAAACAAACCCAGCUGCGUCUUCUCCUGCUUCUUCAAUUUCACUGCCCCGUCAGGCAUCAUCCUCUCCCCCAACUACCCAGAAGAGUACGGCAACAACAUGAACUGCGUGUGGCUCAUUAUAGCCGAGCCGGGCAACCGGAUCCACCUCAUCUUCAGCGACUUUGAGGUGGAGCCCCAAUUCGACUAUCUGAUCGUGAAGGACGACGGCAUGCCCGAGCCUACGACCUUUGGCACCUUCUCCGGCAAGGAUGUGCCCUCCCAGAUCGCCAGCAACGGCAAUAUAAUGAGACUGGAGUUCCAGUCUGAUCACUCCAACACCGGGAAGGGCUUCAACAUCACCUACACAACGUUUGGCCAGAACGAAUGUCAUGACCCCGGCAUCCCCAUCAACGGUCAGCGCUUUGGAGAGCACUUCUUACUGGGCAGCUCGGUGCUCUUCACAUGUGACGAGGGCUUCAUCAAGACCCACGGCUCUGAAUCCAUCACCUGCGUCAUCCUGGACGGGAAUGUGGUGUGGAACGCCGCCGUCCCACGCUGCGAAGCUCCAUGUGGAGGGCGUUUAACGGCCCCGGCGGGAGUGCUGCUGUCCCCCGGCUGGCCCGGCUACUACAAAGACUCCCUCAACUGUGAAUGGGUGAUUGAAGCCAGGAGGGAUCAUGCCAUCAAGAUCUCUUUUGACAGGUUCCAGACGGAGGUUAAUUACGACACGUUGGAGAUUCGUGACGGGCCCUCCAACUCGUCGCCACUGAUCGGAGAGUACCACGGCACCCAGGCACCGCACUUCCUCAUCAGCACCGGCAAUUACAUGUACCUCCUCUUCACCACCGACAACAGCCGCUCCAGCGAGGGCUUCCAGAUCCGCUACGAGAGCAUCAUGAUGGAGAGCGACUCGUGCUUGGAUCCGGGCAUUCCCGUCAACGGAAAGAGGCACGGGAACAAUUUCGCCAUCGGCUCCAGGGUGACGUUCAGCUGUGAUCAGGGCUACACUUUGAGCGAUGAGGAGCCCAUUGUGUGCGAGAGGAACCAUCAGUGGAACCACGCUCUGCCCAGCUGUGAUGCUUUGUGCGGUGGUUAUGUCUAUGGAAAAACCGGCACCAUCCUCUCUCCGGGUUUUCCCGAUUUCUACCCGAACUCUUUGAACUGUACGUGGACCAUUGAAGUUUCUCAUGGGAAAGGGGUGCAGCUGGUCUUCCACACGUUCCACCUGGAGGACUCCCAUGAUUACCUGCUCAUUACUGAAGACGGCAGCUUCGCCGAGCCCGUGGCCCGACUCACCGGCUCCGUGCUGCCCCCCUCCAUCAAGGCCGGCCUGUUCGGCAACUUCAGCGCCCAACUCCGCUUUAUCUCCGACUUCUCCAUGUCCUACGAGGGCUUCAACAUCACCUUCUCAGAGUAUAAUCUGGAGCCGUGUGAAGACCCCGGGGUGCCGGCCUACAGCAGGAGGGUGGGCUUCCAGUUCGGAGUCGGGGACUCGCUGAUGUUCACCUGCUUCUCGGGCUACAGGCUGGAGGGGGAGAGUAAGAUCACCUGCCUGGGAGGAGGCCGGCGCGUGUGGAGCGCAGUCCUGCCCAGGUGUGUGGCUGAGUGUGGUGCCUCCUCCACGGGGAUAGAGGGGGUCCUUCUCUCCCCAAAUUAUCCGUCCAACUAUGACAACAACCACGAGUGCAUCUAUCGCGUCCGGACCGACAACGGGAAGGGCAUCCAGCUCAGCGCCAGCACCUUCCAGCUGCGGGACGGAGACUUCCUCCUGGUCUAUGACGGCCAAGACAGUUCAUCAAGACUACUGGGCAAUUUCACCAAAAACGAAAUGUCCAACGUCAUAAUCAACAGCACCUCCAACCAUCUGUGGAUUGAGUUCAACAGCAAUGGAACCGGAACCAGCAAGGGCUUCAAACUGAUACACACCAGUUUUGACCUUGUCAAGUGUGAAGAGCCGGGCACGCCUAACUACGGCUACAAGAUCCAGGACGACGGACACUUCGCCAACACCUACGUUCUGUACAGCUGCAACCCCGGCUAUACCCUGCACGGCAGCAGCACCCUCACCUGCCUCAGUGGAGACCGCAGGGUUUGGGACAAGUCGCUGCCGUCCUGCGUUGCGGAGUGUGGAGGCCACAUCAGCGGUGCAACAUCUGGUCGCAUCCUGUCUCCUGGUUACCCGGCCCCCUACGACAACAACCUCCACUGCACCUGGUCCAUCGAGGCAGAUACAGGAAAAACCAUCAGCCUCCACUUCAUUGUCUUCGACACGGAGGUGGACCACGACAUCCUGAAGGUGUGGGACGGCCCGACGGAGAGCGGGAUCCUGCUGAAGGAGUGGAGCGGCUCCCUCCUGCCUGAGGACACCCACAGCACCUUCAACAUCCUCACGCUGCAGUUCGACAGCGACUACUUCAUCAGCAAGUCCGGCUUCUCCAUCCAGUUCUCCACUACGACGGCCUCCACCUGUAACGACCCCGGCACGCCCCAGAACGGCAGUCGGUACGGGGACAGCCGGGAGCCCGGCGACACCAUCUCCUUCCAGUGUGACCCGGGGUACCAGGUGCAGGGCGUGUCCGAGAUCACGUGUGUUCAGCUCAAUAACCGCUUCUUCUGGCAGCCGGACCCGCCCACCUGCAUGGCUACCUGUGGAGGCAAUGUGACAGGACCUGCUGGGGUAAUUCUAUCACCCAACUACCCUCAGCCCUACCCGGCGGGGAAGGAGUGUGACUGGAGAAUAAAAGUCAACCCGGACUUUGUCAUCGCUCUAAUUUUCAAAAGCUUUAACAUGGAGCCCAGCUACGACUUCCUGCACGUUUACGAGGGCGAGGACUCCAACGGCCGCCUGAUCACGAGCCUGCAGGGCAACCAGGCGCCCGAUCGGAUUGAGAGCAGUGGAAACAGCCUGUUCCUCGCCUUCCGCAGCGACGCCUCCCUCGGCAUGUCCGGAUUUGCCAUCGAAUACAAAGAAAAGCCGAGGGAAGCGUGUUUCGACCCCGGGAACAUCAUGAACGGAUCGCGGAUGGGAAUAGACUACAAACUGGGAUCCACCGUCACGUACCAGUGUGACUCGGGCUACACCACCGUGGGCCCGGCCACGCUCACCUGCAUCAUCGGCACUGACGGGAAACCGGUGUGGGAUAAAGCCCUGCCUACAUGUAAAGCUCCCUGCGGUGGUCAGUACACGGGAUCUGAGGGAGUUGUGCUGUCUCCAAACUAUCCCCACAACUACACCACGGGCCAGACCUGCUCCUACUACAUCACCGUCUCUGGAGAGUUUGUGGUCUUCGGGCAAUUUGCCUAUUUCCAGACAGCCAUGAACGACUCGGUGGAGCUGUUUGAUGGGCCCAAUCAGAACGCCAGGCUGCUGAGCUCCCUGGCCGGCUCUCAUUCCGGAGAGACCUUGCCCUUGGCUACUUCAAACCAGAUCAUGCUGAGGUUCACCGCCAAGAGUGGCCCUUCCGCCAGGGGAUUCCACUUUGUUUACCAAGCUGUGCCACGCACCAGUGAUACCCAGUGCAGCUCCAUCCCAGAGCCCAGAUACGGCCGGCGCAUCGGCUCCGAGUUCUCAGCCGGCUCCAUUGUCCGCUUCGAGUGCAGCCCCGGAUACCACCUCCAGGGAUCUAAAGCUAUCAAGUGCCACGCCGUCCCCAACGCCCUGGCACAAUGGAACGACAGCAUCCCCACCUGCAUAGUUCCAUGCAGUGGGAAUCUUACAGAAAGACGAGGCACCAUCCUCUCCCCCGGCUUCCCUGAGCCCUACGGGAACAGCCUGAACUGCGUCUGGAGAAUCUCCGUCACCGAAGGAGCCGGCAUCCAGAUCCAAGUCAUGAGCUUCGCCACAGAGCACAACUGGGACUCCUUGGAGAUCUACGACGGCGGCGACAUGACAGCUCCGAAGCUAGGCAGCUUUUCAGGUACGACAGCACCAGCCUUGCUGAACAGCACGUCCAACCAGCUCUACCUGCACUUUCACACCGACAUCAGCGUCGUCGCCGCCGGAUUUCACCUUGAGUACAAAACUGUGGGUCUGACCACAUGCCCGGAGCCUGUGGUGCCGGCCAACGGUAUCAAGAGUGGUGAUCGGUACAUGGUCAAUGAGGUGGUGUCGUUCAGCUGUGAGCCGGGAUACGUGCUGCAGGGUCAUUCUCACAUAACGUGUAUGCCGGGAACAGUAAGACGCUGGAACUAUCCACCUCCUCUGUGUAUCGCCAAGUGUGGAGGGAACCUUCACGACAUGAGUAAUGUGAUCCUGAGCCCUGGCUUUCCCGGAAACUACCCCGGAAACCUGGACUGCACCUGGAGGAUCCUCCUGCCCAUCGGAUACGGAGCACACAUCCAGUUCCUCAACUUCACAACGGAGGACAACCACGACUUCCUGGAGGUCCGUAACGGCCCUCAGCACAGCAGCUCUCUGAUUGGUCAGUACAGCGGCAGCCAGCUUCCUCCGCCCCUCCUCAGCACCACGCACGAAACCGUCAUCCACUUCUACAGCGACCACUCGCAGAACCGCCAGGGCUUCAGGCUCACUUACCAAGCAUAUCAGCUACAGAAUUGCCAGGAUCCAUAUCCGUUCCUCAACGGAUACAUCAUCAACAACGACUUCAACGCGGGCCAAUCUAUAACGUUCGAGUGCUUUCCUGGAUACGUAUUGGUCGGCCAUCCGGUGUUGACGUGCCAACAUGGAACCAAUAGGAAAUGGAACCAACCGUUUCCUCGCUGCGAAGCUCCCUGCGGCUACAACGUCACCGCGCCGAACGGCACCAUCUUCUCCCCCGGCUACCCCAACGAGUACCCCGACUCGCAAGACUGCAUCUGGCUCAUCACCGUCCCCCACGGCCACGGCGUCUACAUCAACUUCACCCUGCUGCAGACCGAGCCCGUCACUGAUUACAUCGCAGUGUGGGACGGACCUGAGCAGAGCUACCCCCAGCUCGGGAUCUUCAGCGGGAACACGGCUCUGGAGUCGGCCUACAGCUCUUUCAAUCAGGUCCUUAUCAAGUUUCACAGCGACUUCUCCACCAGCGGAUUCUUUGUCCUCAAUUUCCAUGCAUAUCGUCUGAAGAAGUGUCCACCUCCCCCGAGCGUGGAGGAAGCAGAGAUACUCUACGAGGACGAGGACUAUGAAAUAGGUGACGUUGUGAGAUACCGCUGCUUCCCUGGCUUCACCUUGGUCGGCAGUGAUGAGCUCACGUGCAAGCUUAACUCCCACCUGCAGUUCGAGGGCCCUCCCCCGGUGUGCGAAGCUCAGUGUCCCGCAAACGAAGAGCAUUCCACGUCCUCCGGCGUGAUCCUGAGCCCAGGGUUUCCUAAAAACUACCCCAACUCCCAGACCUGUUCCUGGAUCAUCAAAGUGCUGCCCUCCUUCACCAUCUCCAUCUACGUGGAGAUGUUCCAGAGCGAGAAGCAGUUUGACGAGCUGGAGAUAUUUGACGGGCCAUCUGGGCAAAGUCCCUUGCUGGUGGCUCUUAGUGGAAACCACUCAACGCAACUGAACUUCACCAGCAAGACCAACCAGCUUUACCUCAGAUGGUCAACCGACCAUGCCACCAACAAGAGGGGGUUUAAAAUACGCUACACAGCGGCGUAUUGUAGCGUGAACAGCGUACCGAAGAACGGCGGGGUGAUCAACAGGACAAGAGAGCGGCCCGGCAGCAGGAUCCAGUACUACUGUAAUCCAGGCUACAGGCUAGUGGGGCAGCGAAACGCCACAUGUAGACUCCAUCCCAACGGCCUGUAUCAGUGGGACACUCCGGCUCCUCUCUGUCAAGCUAUCUCAUGCGGUGUUCCGGACAGCCCGGCCAACGGCUCCUUCCACGGGCUGCAGUACACCGUGGGCAGCAAUGUCCAGUACCAGUGUGACGAGGGCUACCAGCCGGAGAGCGCCGCCCUGCUGUCUGCUGUCUGCCUGGAGGACGGUACCUGGAGCAACGCUGCCCGUCCUACUCAAUGCUUACCGGUUCAGUGCCCCAACAUCGAGAGCAUGCUCUCAGAGCACAUGGUGUGGCGUCUAAUCUCAGGCUCUCUGAAUGAGCUGGGGGCUCAGGUAAUGCUAAGCUGCACUCCUGGUUACUACCUGGGGGGGCGGAGGACUAUCAAGUGCUUACCCAACGCAACCUGGGGGGGACUGGAAGAGAAGUCGAGCUGCAAGAUUAUCUCCUGUGGCGAGUUGCCUUCACCGCCCAACGGCAAGAAGAUGGGCACUUUAACCACCUUCGGAGCUACAGCUAUCUUCAUGUGCAACACGGGCUACACCUUAGUGGGUUCUCACGUGAGAGAGUGUCAAGCCAACGGCCUCUGGAGCGGAGUCGACACUAAAUGCCUGGCCGGCCACUGCGACUCGCCCGAUCCCAUCACUAACGGCCACAUCAGCGGCGACGGCUCCAGCUACAGAGAUACGGUGGUGUAUCAGUGCAACCUGGGAUUUCGCCUCAUCGGAACCUCGGUGCGCAUCUGCCAGCAGGACCACAGGUGGUCGGGCCAGGCUCCUGUCUGUGUCCCCAUUACCUGCGGGCAUCCUGGAAACCCCUCCAACGGGCGAACGAAUGGCAGCGAGUUCAAUCUGAACGACGUGGUGAACUUCACAUGCAGCUCGGGCUACGUCCUGCACGGCACGUCUCGGGCUCAGUGCCGCAUGAACGGCCAGUGGAGCAAUCCUCUGCCUGUUUGCAAGGUGGUGAACUGCUCUGAUCCGGGCUUCGUGGAGAACGCUGUUCGUCAUUCUGCGCAGCGCUAUCCCGAGAGCUUCAGCUACACGCACAGCGUGAUGUUCCACUGCAAGAGGGGCUUCUAUCUGCUCGGCUCGUCGGUGCUCACCUGUCAGUCAAACGGCUUGUGGGACAGAUCGCUUCCUAAGUGCCUUUUCAUUUCUUGUGGUGAUCCGGGCACACCGCCCUUCGCUGUUCUGACGGGCAGGAAGUUCACCAAUGGAGCCCUGGUGCACUACUCCUGCAGCCAGGGCCGCACGGUGGUGGGCAACAGCACGCGGCAGUGCCAGGAGGAUGGGCGCUGGAGUGGCUCGCCACCCUACUGCUCCGGUGGUAGUCCAGGUCUGUGUGGAGACCCUGGCGUACCCCCUCAUGGUUCUCGUCUGGGUGAGGAGUUCCGGGUGAGGAGCCUCCUGCGCUUCACCUGCGAGGCGGGAUACGUCCUGCUGGGCUCUGCGGAGCGCACCUGCCUGCAGAACGGCUCGUGGAGCGGCGUCCAGCCCGUGUGUGAAGCUGUGUCCUGCGGAAACCCCGGAACUCCAGCUUUCUCCAGGAUCGUCUUCAGUGACGGCAUGCUCUUCUCCAGCUCAGUAACGUACGCCUGCUGGGAGGGCUACAAAACAUCUGGCCUCACCACUCGCCACUGCACCACCAACGGGACCUGGACCGGCUCCGCCCCCGACUGCACAGUUAUCAGCUGUGGAGAUCCCGGCCCUAUUGCCAAUGGGAUUUAUAUAGGGAACGAGUUCACCUACAACAAGACCGUCCGCUAUCGCUGUAACCCCGGCUACAUCAUGGACCCUCUGGGGCUGGACACCCUACGCUGCUCUAAAGACGGAUCCUGGAACCAGACCAAGCCAGGCUGCAGAGUCAUCACGUGUGGCCAGCCCCCAGCCAUUCGCUUUGGAAAAGUGGAGGGUUCUGAUCUGCAGUGGGGAUCCAGUGUGGCCUACAGCUGCUUCGAUGGCUAUCAGCUUUCCUCUCCUGGAAUAGCCACGUGCGAGGGGAACGGGACGUGGCGUGGGGAAAUCCCUCAGUGUCUGCCUGUGUUAUGUGGAGACCCCGGCACCCCCGCUGAAGGCUACCGAGAAGGGAACCACUUCACCUACAAGUCAGAAAUGGCGUUUUACUGCCGCUCGCCCUUCCUGCUGGUGGGCUCCCCGAGACGAGUGUGUCAGGAGGACGGCUCCUGGACCGGGAUCCAGCCCUCCUGCAUCGAUCCAGCGUACAACGCGUGUAAAGAUCCCGGAACCCCUGCGUACGGAAUCCCUCUGCAGGCUCAGGGAUUUGAGGUGGGGAGCAAAGUUUUCUUUAGAUGCCGAAAAAAUUAUCACAUUCUUGGAUCAACUACGAGAACAUGCCUGGAAAAUCUGACCUGGAGUGGCAUGCAGCCUGAGUGUGUUGCACACGCCUGCCGACAGCCGGAGACGCCGUCUCACGUGGACGUGAGGGCCAUCGACCUGCCGACGCUGGGCUACACCCUCAUGUACAUGUGCCAGGACGGCUUCUUUCUGGCCGGCGGAUCGGAGCACAGGACGUGCCGGCCGGACGGCAGGUGGUCUGGAAAACCACCUGUCUGCAAAGUUGGGCCCAAAAUAAACAGCAAGACAAAGGGAGACUCCGACGUACAGAAAAACAAGAUCCGGGUUCCAGCAGACGUGUUCUCUUUAAACUCCGGCUGGACCGGCUUCUACGAAUACCUCGGCAAGAGGCAGGCGGCCACAAUAACAGUCAACGCAUUUAAUUCCACAACCAGCAGAGUCAACGUCACUCUACUGGAGCAGAGCGGCGUGCAGAUUAAACUCGCAGGAACGUACAAGAAAGAAGAAAAUCAUCUCUUACUGAAAGUCUACCAGAUAAGAGGCCCAACGGAGCAGUACUUCAGUAAAUUCAAAAACGACAACUGGGCAAUGGAUGGAUACGUUACAGCAGAGUCUGAGAAGAAAAUGUUUGUUUAUCAAGGCCAUAUCCACAGCAAAGAUUUUGGGAAAUUUCAGCUGACAAGACAAGGUCUCAUCACCACAGAUAUGGAUUCCUCCAAUCCGUACUAUGGCACCAACAGCAGCUCAGUGGCGGCUGCUAUACUGGUGCCAUUCUUUGCUCUUAUUCUGUCAGGAUUCGCCUUUUACCUCUACAAACACAGGGUACUAUCACAAGAGACAGAUGAGAAUGAGAGACCCAAAGACGUAAUCAGGGCCGGCUCCAGAACAAGACCGAAAGUUCAGUACAACGGCUACGCCGGCCACGAGAACACCAACGGCCAAGCGUCGUUCGAGAACCCCAUGUACGACACCAACAUGAAGCCGACGGAGGCCAAAGCCGUGAGGUUCGACACCACGCUCAACACGGUGUGCACAGUAGUAUAGCCUCCGUUUAUAGCGCCUCUGGACUCGUCUCCGAACAUCUCAGAGCAUCUCAGAGCGUCUCAGAGCGUCUCAGAGCAUCUCAGAGCGUCUCAGAGCAUCUCAGAGCAUCUCAGAGCGUCUCAGAGCGUCUCAGAGCGUCUCAGAGUGUCUCAGAGCAUCUGGGCAUCUCUUAAUUCAACGGAAGUGAGUUUCAAUGAAACUACAGCAGCUGACAGACUUUACUUCACUGCAGGCUCACUUUAAUCAUUUCUGAAUAUGGACAGCUUUGUUUUUCUUUUUUAAACAAUCACAAAAGACAAAAAAAAAAUAUUAAUAAAAACAGCGGAAUCAGGACAGUCAGAAGAAGCUAUCAAAGAAACUACAACUAAUGAGCUUUAUAUAUAUAUAUAUAUAUAUAUAUAUAUAUAUAUAUAUAUAUAUAUAUAUAUAUAUAUAUAUAUAUAUAUGUAUAUAUACAUAUAUAAGCUUACGUGCUGACUGUGGUCCGGACGAACGACCACCGGAGCAAGAGACAGCACCACUAACAGCACAUGUAGGAUGAAAAGGAUUUUUUUCUAUCCUGUUUUUUCAUGUCUUUCCUCCUCCCUCGUCCCCUUCCGAACCGAAAAAUACAGCAACACGUACAAAUAAUGGAGUAAAAUAAGCGAGAAGACGUAGUAGAAGUGUCUUUAAAAGCUGCAGAGUUGCUCUGACCCCAUGUAUUUUCUUCAGUGAAGACAAAAGAUAAUGAACAGAGCAACGAACGGACAGAACAUACGCCACUGCGGCCUGGCGGACUGACCUUUGCUGCGUGCAUCUCCAUCAAAAAGCUCAUCGCAAGAAGAUGAACAGAGGAAGAACAAAAAGAAGAACAAGGAGAAGGAGGAGGAGAAGAAGAAGAAGAAGACUCUAAUCUCUGGGUUGCGGACUGAGCAGUCAGCCACCGUGUGUUUAUUGGUUGGUUGGGAGGGGGAGAAAGAAAAGGACAAAAAAUAACUUUAUCGCACAAAUUUUGCACUAGUAUGAGAAGGACAUGGACUUAUUGGAAGAAAUGAAUACACCAGAAAAAAAAGAAUAUACAGGGUUUCUGACCAUAUGUAUAUAUAUAUAAAAACAUAUAAAUCCAUAUUCAUAAAGAGCAUGAUGUCAUGCUAUGUCUAUCAAGAGAGAAGGAGAGAAUCGAGAGAGAGAUAGAAAGAGAGAGUCUGAUUAUAUUUUUCGGAAAUUAGCUCUGCAAAUAAAUAAAGUUCUUUUUAUGUUUACAUGAACCUGUCUGAAAGGUUUAAGGACACACUUUAAGCUUUGAUACUGUUUUAUUUUGUUGUUUUAGGUCAGAUGUUUCAUUCCAUCCUGUCGUUGUUCAUCACUCUUUUUUCAUUUUUCUCCAGGGGUUGAUUUGACUGUGGACGCCACCGUCUACCUGUUUUUUCAUUCACGAUCUGAUUCGAUUGAAAUGAAAUGAGUAAUGAAGUGUCUGUUUGACAGAUUUGACGAUUUGAGACGUGAAACAUUGCUGUUUUUUCCAGACGUUUAAGAAACAGUACCUAUUGUCCCCUGCUUCCCGUGCUCAUCUCCACCGUCACCCAUCCUCAGCCUCCUUUAUGUUCUAUACAGUUUCCCUCCAGCUUGAGCCUCCUGCAGGCUGGUGAGUGACAGUGGAAUUCACUUAAAAUAUGUAUCAAAAAUACCUCGCGUGAAACAUGGAUGUUAUUUUUUUUGGGUGCAAAAUCUUUAUUUUGACGAAUGCUGCAUUUUUUUCUGUUAAAACACCGUUUAUAUUAUUAUUAUUACUCAUGCUCAACACUUUCAGCUUUCAGUUGGAUUAGUUGAUCAGUUGAUCAGUUGAUCAGUUUUUAAUUUGAUCAGUUGAUUAGUUGUUUAGUUGAUCAUUUGAUCAGCUGAUCAGUUGAUCUGUUAAUCAGUUGAUCAGUUAAUCAGUUGAUUAGUUGAUCAAUUGAUAAGUUGAUCAGUUGUUUAGUAUAUCAGUUGAUCAGUUGAUUAGUUGAUCAGUUGAUCAGUUGUUUAGUUGAUCAGUUGUUUAGUUGAUCAGUUGUUAAUUUGAUCAGUUAAUCAGUUGUUUAGUUGAUCAGUUGACCAUUUGAUCAGUUGAUCAGUUAAUCCGUUGAUUAGUUGAUCAAUUGAUAAGUUGAUCAGUUGUUUAGUAUGCCAGUUAAUCAGUUGAUUAGUUGAUCAGUUGAUCAGUUGUUUAGUUGAUUAGUUGUUUAGUUGAUCAGUUGUUAAUUUGAUCAGUUAAUCAGUUGUUUAGUUGAUCAGUUGACCAUUUGAUCAGUUGAUCAGUUAAUCCGUUGAUUAGUUGAUCAAUUGAUAAGUUGAUCAGUUGUUUAGUAUGCCAGUUAAUCAGUUGAUUAGUUGAUCAAUUGAUAAGUUGAUCAGUUGUUUAGUAUGCCAGUUAAUCAGUUGAUUAGUUGAUCAGUUGAUCAGUUGUUCAGUUAAUCAGCGAAUCAGUUGAUCAGUGUAUCAGUUAAUAAUUUGAUUAGUUGAUCACUUGUUCAGUUGAUCAGUAAACCAGUUAAUCAGUUGAUCAUUUGUUCAGUUUAUCAUUUGUCAAUAUAAUCAGUUGAUUAGUUGAUCAUUUGAUUAGUUGAUUAGUUGAUCAGUUGAUCAGUUGUUCAGAUGUUCAUUUAAUCAGCUGAUCAGUUGAUCAGUCGAUGUCUCAAUAAUCACACAUUCUGGCCAGUCAUCGCUGCUCAUCAUCUGUUGAUGCCUUUAUGAGAUUUUUCCACCUUUUCAGCUCCUGGUUAGAUUAUGUCUUUGAUCGUCACCCCGUCCUCCUCCCUUCAUUUCAGUUUAUUCACUCUGUAUCUCCUCCGCACUCUCACACACUCUCACACACACUUCUGAGAUACAGAAUCAAUGAGAAGAAGAUGAUGAGAAGAAACCCAUCCUCUCGAAGAAACACUGCCUUAUUAAAUUCAUGAGCAUGACGGGGCCGUCGCGACUCCCGAAGACCCGUAUCAUCGCCUAGUUCAAGAGUCCAGGGCUUCUUGGGUGCAUAUUCACUGUGAUUUAAUUCUCAUCAGUUGCAUCGGUUGCAUCAGUGGCUUGUUUUCUGACCAUGCUGGUAAACAGUGCAUGUGCUCAUUGUAAAAUAAUCACCUUUUUUCAGUCAUUUUUCAGCCGAUUACAGUUUGAUCCCUAUUUAUUUGUUUGUUUGUUUGCUUUUGUUGAAACGAUGCUGAUACUAAACACGCCACUGUAACAGGAUACAGCUCCUAAUAGUCACAUAUUUUAGAUUUUCACACCGAUUGUACUCUCUGGGGAAGAAUCUCGAGAAGUAUCACUCCGCCAUCUUGUAAAACCACAGACAUUUGCUUUAUCUCAUAUCAGUACUCCUCCGGCUGUUUGCUGGAGUCCGGCUGUUUAGUUAAGCGUGAGUUAAAGUCGGUUAAAGACCUCUAAAGCUUUUGGUUCUGUUCCUCUUUCACUGCAAUUGAAAUGUGAAAUUAUCAUCUUAUGAUAACAUUAUAUGACAAUAACCAACAACACUGACUUUUUUUCUGUUAGUUUAUUUUUAUUUUUUUUUUUUUUUAUUCUUUCUAUAUUUUUUACAUUUUGUUUCCACUAUUAUUUUUUCACCUCUGUAAAAAAAGUUUAUCAACAGACAAAAAGCUGUAAAACAAGCUGUUUCAACCCCCUACGCCCCCCCAACCCCCCGACCCCUGUCACGCUCUUCACUCACAUCAUUCGAUCAUGUGCUGCUGACUUGAAGUAGGUGCAAAAGAAAAUGUUUUUUUUGUACAGAAAUAUAUUUUUUAUGAAGAAUUUGUAAAAUUAUUAAAUAUGCUGUACUUUUUUGAUUAAAUGUAGGUAACAUUGUUAAAAUAAAUGUUUUUUACUGUAUAAAAUGUAAAUUAAUGGUUUAUCUACCUACAAGUAUAUAUAUCUAUGGUUGGAACAUUUUCCAGCAAAUGUCAGUAUGUACGAGCUUCUAUGGCAUAACCUCCUCCCCCCCCUCCACCCCCACUCCCAGCUCGUAUGUGUUCUUUGACUUGGGAGAAAAUGAGGAACCUUAGAGAAACUGUACUACAGAUUGUUAAAAGACAAAUAUUUUGAGAAAUAUUAUUUCAGAUAAAUAUUAAAGUAUUUUAAAAUAUA
Molecule: messenger RNA, 14888 nt
Organism: Astyanax mexicanus (Mexican tetra)
Lineage: Eukaryota; Metazoa; Chordata; Actinopteri; Characiformes; Acestrorhamphidae
Product: CUB and sushi domain-containing protein 1
Exons: 71
Coding region: 15-10793 (3592 amino acids)
Source: RefSeq, a predicted model, not a curated record